Messenger RNA from Penicillium vulpinum, 1056 nucleotides. Its product is annotated as putative sexual development protein (LsdA). The coding region runs from base 1 to 1056 and encodes 351 amino acids. The record is from RefSeq and is a predicted model, not a curated record. Lineage: Eukaryota; Fungi; Ascomycota; Eurotiomycetes; Eurotiales; Aspergillaceae. The transcript has 2 exons.
AUGCACUUCCACAUUGCUGUCCUUCUGGGCGUGGCCCACUUGACUUUGGCUGCUCCAUUCUUGAACGUGUCGCAUCACCCUCUUCCGGACGGCAUGCCUAAUCCAAGCCCCAGUGAGCUAGAGGAGAUUGAGCAGAAUGCGCACGGAACUCUGCCAAACGGACCUCCUCCAAAUGGUAUCAGCGAAGGAGGAAUCACCAAUCUCAAGCUUAUCGCAUUCAACGAACUCUUUGAAGUUGCCUUUUUCGAUCAACUGAUCACAAAUAUUACCGACAAGGUCGUGGGGUAUCGUUUCUCUGAUGAAGAUGAUUAUAACCUUGUUUUGAAGAGCUUGAAGGUGAUUCUGGCUCAAGAGGAGCUGCAUGCCCUGGAUGCCAACAACGCCUUGACUCACGUUGGAGUUGACCCAAUUGAGCCUUGCCACUAUACUUUCCCCGUUGAGGACUUCGAUUCGGCCGUUGCGCUCGCCACCACAUUCACAGAUGUGGUUUUGGGAACCCUGCAGGACGUUGUAGAGAGAUUUGCUCUCGGCGGCGACUUUGGGCUGUCACGCACAAUUUCUUCGGUGAUUGGCCAGGAGGGAGAACAACAGGGCUGGUUCCGCGUCAUGCAGGGCAAGGUCCGUAGUGAACUGCCGUUCUUGACGACCAGUGAUCUCAAUUUUGCCUUCACUGCCAUUCAGAACUUCGUCGUGCGCGGCACUUGCCCCAAUAUUGACUCCAUUCCGCUCAGAACCUUUGAAGCUCUCGAUGUCAUCAAAGCCCCGACCGAUGAGACCGGAAACAUCAAGGUUUCUUUCGACUAUAGCGACGAGAUUGAUGAAGGCGCACUGUGGAUUGUCUAUAUCAACCAGCAGAAUCUGCCAAUUGUGGAACCUCUCCAGGUGAUCUCGAAUGAGAAGGGCACCAUUACUGCAAGGGCUUUGUUCCCCUAUGACGCACAUGAGAUGAACGGGUUGACCAUCGCUGCGGUGACCGCAACCCAGGGCCCAUUCCCAAAUGCAUGGAGUGUGGCGAACGCAACUCUCGCUGGACCUGGCCUUUUUAUCAUCAACUGA